GGAUCAGAUUUUUGUUUUGACGGAACGAACAGACUUUUACCGAGUGAAGCGAGUCUUUUUCGAAACUAGCCGAACAUUGCCGAGAGCAGGCGGAGGUGUCGGACCGCUCAACGGGCUCUUCCAUCCGGACUUAGACCCCUGAAAACCGGCUCCAUCUCCGAAUAAAAGCCCUGAGGACUGAAGCGGAGAGAAGCCGCUCGGAGCAGCUCAUGAACGGAGCCUGACCGGUAGGUGCUAGCUGUGGGCUCAUCGGUUUCCAGAUUCCCCUUGAAAAGUCUGCCAUUUUAGCUGAAAAACCGUCAUUAUCUAUUUCGCUGAACACCCUGGAGAGUCAGACCCGGUGACGUCAGAGCGGACCCGGUUCUGAAAGCAUCGGCUGCGGUUUCAUCACCGAACCACCGGCAAACACCGAGCCGGGAUUACCUGGUGACCAGAUGAUGCACAACACCAGGAUGCUGUCUAUGAUGCUGCGCACUACCACACAGGUGGAGGUCCCUGGCGGCAUGUCGGAGCAGCCGGAUCAGACGGACCCCGGAGAUGCCGGGUCCGAGGAGUCGGAGAGAGACAUCUACAUGCGCUUCAUGAAGUGCCACAAGUGCUACGACAUCGUCCCCACCAGCUCCAAACUGGUGGUGUUUGACACAACGCUGCAGGUGAAGAAGGCCUUCUUCGCGCUGGUGGCUAACGGGGUGAGAGCUGCUCCUCUGUGGGAGAGCAAGAAGCAAAGCUUUGUGGGAAUGUUGACCAUCACAGACUUCAUCAACAUCCUGACCAGAUACUAUAAAUCCCCCAUGGUGCAGAUCUAUGAGCUGGAGGAGCAUAAGAUCGAGACGUGGAGAGAGCUGUACCUGCAGGAGACCUUCAAACCUCUGGUGCACAUCUCACCUGACGCCAGUGUGUUCGAAGCGGUUCACUCCCUGAUAAAGAACAAGAUCCACCGGCUUCCUGUCAUCGAUCCGAUCAGCGGCAACGCUCUCUACAUCCUGACUCACAAGCGGAUCCUGAAGUUCCUGCAGCUCUUUGUGUGUGAGAUGCACAUGCCAGCCUUCAUGAAGCAGACACUGGAGGAACUUGGAGUGGGAACGUACUCCAACAUUGCCUACAUCCACCCCGACACGCCGCUCAUCAUGGCCCUGUCUGUGUUCACACAGCGCCGGGUCUCUGCGCUGCCCGUUGUGGAUCACAGCGGGAAGGUGGUGGACAUCUACUCCAAGUUUGACGUGAUUAACCUGGCAGCUGAGAAGACUUACAACAAUCUGGAUGUGACGGUCACCCAGGCUCUAAGACACAGAUCGCAGUACUUUGAAGGCGUCAUGAAGUGCAACAAGCUGGAAACACUGGAGACCAUCGUGGACCGGAUCGUGAAGGCUGAGGUCCACAGGCUGGUCGUGGUUGACGAUGAGUCUCACAUCAUUGGCAUCGUGUCGUUGUCGGACAUCUUGCAGGCGCUGGUCCUGAUGCCUGCUGGACUGGGGAGGAAGGAGUCCAUCACCUCCCAACCAGAACCCCUGAACCCAGCGGAACCAGAACCAGCAGCUCCAAAUGGGUCAGACCAGGACCCGGUUCUGGAGCUGGAGGCAGAAAGCAUCCCGGGACCAGCAGGCGACCCAGAGACAGAAACCGAAACAGAUCACAAUCAGGACCAGAACCAGGACCAGGACCAAGAUCAGAACCAGAACCAGGACCAGGACCAGGACCAAGACCAGAACCAGAACCAGGACCAAGACCAGAACCAGGACCAAGACCAGAACCAGAACCAAGACCAGGUACCAGAAACUGAACUGGACCCGGAUCCCCAAGGAGCCACAGAGGAAGCUCCUGAGAGGAGCCAGCAGGGGGAGCCAGAGGAGGGGAAGUAACAUCAUCACAGUGCUUCCCCUUGGACUCUGACGAUCCGCCGCGCUCGGGUCAAACCACAGAAGAAGAAUCAGGACAGGGUGGACUGUGAUUGGACUGCUGCUUAGGUGGGUGGAGCCAGACUAACAUGCUGGAGCCAAUCAGAGGAAUGUUCUGGUUCUGCCUGCUGGGUUCUGGAAGAGCUUCAGGAAGUUUGGUUUGUCACUGCAGCCUCAUAACAGCCAUGAAGCUCGACCAGAACCAGAACCGGGUCACCCUGAACAUCUGGACUUUCUGAUGGUGGAGAAACAUUUGAAUGAGCCAAUCACUGUUGAGCUGCUGCAUCAUUUCCUGUUUCACUGACGUGGCCAAUCACAUGUCGUUACUUUGGUGGAAAAUGACUUUAUUCUGGAAAGUGUUGUUUCUAUUUCCUGCUGUGCUGUAAGGGGGCGGAGCCCCGGACAGUUUGGACCAAUCAGAUGACAGAAUAUUUAACUUUGUAUGUUCAUAUUUUACUGUUCCCAUAGAGACGGAGAAAUGUAGUAUUUAACAGCUGUGACGUUGCCAUGGUGCGUCUGUGACAUCACAGUUUCCAUGGAGAUGUGUAGUGAGUCGCUUUGCUGCUGCUGUGAAAACGAAUUAAACCUGCUGAUGUGAGAUCU
Molecule: messenger RNA, 2498 nt
Organism: Poecilia reticulata (guppy)
Lineage: Eukaryota; Metazoa; Chordata; Actinopteri; Cyprinodontiformes; Poeciliidae
Source: RefSeq, a predicted model, not a curated record